GAAUAAUUUAAAUUUUAUUGUUUUUUUAGAGCAGUAAAUCAAUAGUGAUAUAUGUUAGUUAAUAAAGAAUGAUUUAAGUUAUCAUAGUAAAAUAUUUAUGGCAUUAGGACAGUUUCGAAGUUACGUCUGGGAUCCUAUUUUGAUUAUAUCACAAAUAAUUGCUGUACAGUCAAUUUUUUACUUGUUUUUGGGUAUUUGGUUUUUUUGUAUUUAUAAUUUUAUUGGACAACAGGUUCUAGUGCAGCAUUUGUUUGAUCCAACGAUUGUAAGUUUUUCAACUGGUGGCAGAAUAUAUCUUUGUGUGUUUAUUCUCAACUCAUUAUCAAACUCUAUUGCACUUUGGUUUAUUGUUCAGCGUGCCAAACAGUGCCUAGAUUUUACCUGCACCUCCCAUUUUAUACAUUUAAUUAUAUGCUGGUGUGUUUCUUCAUUUCCAACUGCUUGGACCUGGUGGGUCAUGAAUGUGGCUUGUAUUGUUUUAACAUCACUUUUAAGUGAAUACAUGUGUAUGCGCUAUGAAAUGAAAGCUAUUCCAAUUAACAAUAAUGGAACACCCUGAAUUAACUGCUGGAACACUAGAUUGAAUAUAUGAGAUACCAUUGUUACCAUUUAAUUUGAAGGAAUUACAGUAAAGUUGCAAAGGUUUUUUAUGAGAACAAUAUAUUCUUAAAUACAUCAUUGCUUUUAGAUGUAUUGAAGUACAUUAUACAUAAAAAGUUAUAUAAAAUAUUAUAUUAUAUUUGCUAUAAAAUUGCUAUAUUUAUUAAAAUAUUUGUGGCGUGAAAUGUUUUUGUUAAAAAUAAAUAAAUAUUAAAAUUAUUUUUUUGAUCAUAUUAGAAAUGAGGUUUUGAAUUUAGUAAUUGAUUUUUUAUAAUAUUAGAAACAGAUUUUGUAUUUAGUAAUUGAUUUUGUUAGCUAUAUUAAUGUGUCUAUCAAGUGUUA
This is a messenger RNA of Hydra vulgaris (swiftwater hydra), 942 nucleotides long. Its product is annotated as protein SYS1 homolog. Gene Ontology annotation, cellular component: Golgi membrane; trans-Golgi network. Gene Ontology annotation, biological process: Golgi to endosome transport; protein localization to Golgi apparatus; Golgi to plasma membrane protein transport. Lineage: Eukaryota; Metazoa; Cnidaria; Hydrozoa; Anthoathecata; Hydridae. The record is from RefSeq and is a predicted model, not a curated record.